Messenger RNA from Camellia sinensis, 3388 nucleotides. Lineage: Eukaryota; Viridiplantae; Streptophyta; Magnoliopsida; Ericales; Theaceae. The record is from RefSeq and is a predicted model, not a curated record.
AAAAUUAUGAACUUAGAAUUUGUACCACCCUCUCAACCCAACCCUUUGUCUCACUUCAAUCUUCUUCCAAGUUUGAAACCAAAACUUCACGACACCGCCGCAGCCCAGACUCUCUCUCUCUCUCUCCACACAAGUCAAAUAACUCCAUUGCUCAUUAUUUUUCCGAAGACAAACAGCAUUAACUCCACAACACAAGACAAAGCUAUCUUUCCGCUGAUUUUGCUCAGCUUUGCUUUGUUUUUGAAAUCCCCCCAUUAAAACCCUUCUACUCAUACUCUCCACCUUCCGCAAUUCUCGCGGAAUUGAACAAAAAGGGUGAGGAAAAAAGUUGACAGACAAAGAAUAGAUUGAUCGUACUGUGUAAGGGUUUGUGGGGUUUUGGGUAUAAGUAUAUAAGCUAUCUUCACAAUUCACAAUUUGCUCUGCAAUUGCUAUGAAAAACUCGAAAACCCACCUCAAUUUACCCAUUUAUUGAUCUGGGUUUGUCUUCAAACUCAACCAAUGUUCCUGGUUCAGUGACCAUUUUUUCUUCAUGGGUUGGAUUGAAACUCAACCAAUGGUUCAUGGGUUGUGUUCUCAAAUCACUAUUUGUGCUGCGAAUUGUUGUGAAAACUAUAAAACCCACCUCAAUUUACCUGUUUCUUGAUCUGGGUUUGUGUUGAAACUCAAACUCAAUCAAUGUUUCUGGUUCAGUGACCAUUUUUGUUCAUGGGUUGUGUGACCUCGAAGCACGCGGUGUCUGUGACGCCUGCUCUUGACCAUUCCGGGGCGUUUCGGGACAAUGCGGUGGCCGGUUCGGGUCGGAGCAGGGGAAGUGGGGUGGGGGAGUUGGAGAAGAAGAAGAAGAAGAAGAAGAGGAGUGAGUCGGGGUUGAGUGGGAGCGAGUUGGGUGAGUCAGGGAGGGCGAGUUCUAAUGGUGGUGGUGGUGGUGGUGGUGAGUCAAUGAGCUUUAGAUUGGGGAAUUUGAAGAAGUAUGUGGUGGAGGGAGAGCAAAUCGCCGCCGGUUGGCCGGCGUGGCUUAGUACCGUCGCCGGCGAAGCCAUUCAUGGUUGGGUGCCUCUUAGUGCUGACUCAUUUGAAAAGCUUGAAAAGAUUGGACAGGGUACGUAUAGCAGUGUGUUCCGAGCACGACACUUAGAAACUGGGAGGAUAGUUGCACUGAAGAAGGUGCGAUUUGACAACUUUGAGCCAGAAAGCAUUCGGUUUAUGGCACGGGAAAUAAUGAUUCUACGCAGGCUUGACCAUCCAAACAUCAUAAAGUUGGAGGGUUUAAUUACCUCCCGAUUAUCAUGUAGCAUAUUCCUUGUAUUUGAAUACAUGGAACAUGAUAUUUCUGGACUCUUGUCUUGCCCUGAUGUCAGCUUCAGUGAAUCACAGGUUAAAUGCUACAUGAAACAGUUGUUGUCGGGACUGGAGCACUGCCACUCUCGGGGCAUAAUGCACCGGGACAUUAAAGGUGCGAAUCUUCUGGUAAAUAAUGAAGGAGUUUUGAAAGUAGCUGAUUUUGGAUUGGCAAAUUUCUGUAGUUCUGGUCCUUCGGGGCACAGACAACCUCUAACUAGUCGAGUUGUCACUUUAUGGUACCGUCCUCCUGAACUUUUGUUGGGUUCCACGGAUUAUGGAGCCUAUGUGGAUCUUUGGAGUGUCGGUUGUGUAUUUGCUGAACUUCUUCUUGGGAGACCCAUCCUUCAGGGCAGAACUGAGGUUGAACAAUUACACAAAAUUUUCAAGCUUUGUGGAUCGCCACCUGAUGAUUACUGGAAAAAGUCUAAACUUCCACACGCGACUCUAUUCAAGCCCCAGCAUCCAUAUGAAUGCUCUCUUUGGGAGACCUUCAAAGAUCUACCCACAACUGCUGUGGAUCUGAUAGAAACUUUUUUAUCUGUGGAACCAUACAAGCGUGGGACUGCCUCUUCUGCUCUUGCAUCUGAGUAUUUCACAACCAAGCCUUACGCAUGUGAUCCGUCAAGCAUGCCAAAAUAUCCACCAAGUAAAGAGAUUGAUGCCAAACAUCGUGAGGAUGCACAGAGGAAGAGGCCUGGUGGGAGAGUCCGAGGACCUGAAACUAGAAGUAAGCUAACUAAAAAGACAAAUGGAAUCAAUAAAUUGGCACCAACAGAGUCUUUGCCAGACCAAACUCAAGGUGCCCAAAAAAUCAAUGGUAAUAAAGUAUAUAAUCACAAGGAGAGAGAGCCUAAACUAUCAAUCGAUUCUGUGGAAGAGGCUUCCCACAUAAAGAAUGCAUCUCAGGGGGACGUUCCCUAUUCGGCUCCAUUACAAGUUUCAGGGUCAAGUGGUUUUGCAUGGGCAAAAAGGCGAAUAGAUGAUUCAUCUGAGAGAUCACGCGGAAGGUCUAGUUCAAGAAGCCUUAUUUUUGAACCUUCAGCUGCAAUGCAUCCGAAGAAUAGUUUUGACUUAAAAAACCGUGAAAAUGUCGAGGGUGCACGUGGAAGUCGUGCCAGCUCUCAGGGUGAAGAUUCGUAUGAGACCGUCAAGCAUGCAAUGCCGAAACAUUGGAGCCAAUUAGAACGACCUGAUUCUUUUGAUGCUGCUUCUGAUGGGUACCACUCGCAAGAAUUGUCGCUGGCACUUUAUCAAAGAGAGGAGAUGGCAGCUAGGAGAAUCAGCUUGGUUUGCCAAGAUCAAGGAGACAAGGUUGAAUUUUCAGGACCCUUGUUAUCUCAGUCGUGUAGAGUUGAUGAGCUCUUAGAAAGGCAUGAGCGCCACAUGCGCCAAGCAGUUCGAAGAUCGUGGUUUCAAAGAGGUAAGAAAGAUGUGAAGUAAUUGUAAAGCAUGCUCGGGCUCAAGUAACGCCAUUAGUCCUUAACAGAGCUUUCAAACUCUCCACGAAUGAAUCAUCGGUUGAGUGAAAUCUCUUGCACUUGGGUUUUGACCAAAGCUGAGAAAUGAAGAUUCAGUGAAAUUCACUACUUAACAAAGCUUAGAGAUUCCUGGAAAAGGUAGCGAAGAAGCCCCGGAUUGAAAAGAGGAUUGUUUUUUUAGGUUUUAAUAUCCAAUUUCUACUUCUUUCCCCAUAGUUAUUAUCUAUUAUUUUUCCCCCCAGCUAUCGCUCUGUCCCACGAAUAGUGAAAUGUAUAUUUUUUAUGGUUCACAAGGCUUCCAGCAUUAGGCGGCUUCUUCUUCUUCUUCUUCUUCUUCUUCUUCUUUCUUCUUCUUCAUUCUAAUAACAAUAUUUGACAAGUUAUGCAAUUUCACCCUAACUUUCAUCAAUAAUGGAGGUAGCAUGAUUCACAUUGCUCUUGUUGUGAAACUUGGGAUGAAAUAUUGGAGUCCCAAUAUACCAUAGUCAAGGACCUAUGAUUAUGUAUACUUAAUAAGAAUAUAAGUGUAAACCUAAGUGGAUAACAGACUGCACCUUUACAUUUUU